This is a messenger RNA of Aspergillus puulaauensis, 237 nucleotides long. RefSeq lists its product as uncharacterized. Gene Ontology annotation, biological process: mitotic cell cycle; kinetochore assembly; chromosome segregation. Gene Ontology annotation, cellular component: nucleoplasm; kinetochore. The transcript has 4 exons. Gene Ontology annotation, molecular function: protein heterodimerization activity. Lineage: Eukaryota; Fungi; Ascomycota; Eurotiomycetes; Eurotiales; Aspergillaceae. The record is from RefSeq and is a predicted model, not a curated record. Bases 1 to 237 code for a protein of 78 amino acids.
AUGGCUGCUACUCAAAAACUUUAUCCCCGCGCGACAGUGAAGCGGAUAGUCAAAGCUCAAGCAAACCGCAGCUUGAGCAAAAACGCCGAUAUCUUGAUAUUCCUCGAUUACAUGCUCUUCAUGCAGGAAUUGAUGCGUGAAGCUUCGAUUCGAUCGCGCAAGGCGGGUGAAAAGAAUAUCAGCCCGAAUUCUGUUCGCAAGGUGACUGAGAAAACGUUGCGCAAAUUCAAAGGCUGA